CUUCUGUGUUUUGGCAUGCAAGUCUGAAGGUUGACAACUUGCGCGGUUCUCUUCUGGCGUUGCGGUACCGGUUCUGGGGACGCCCAUCUCAUUCAUCCUUCCAUAAUUUGAACAAAAGAUCCACAGCAACAUGGAUCCUCCUUACCAAAGGUACACUGACUCUGUGAGAUUGAGCCGUGAGGAUGUUGCGGAUCCUCCUUGCCAAAGAUCCAUUGACUCUGUGAGCCGUGAGGAGUAUGAAGCCCUGCAAGCCGAGAUCAAGCAGAUGAAACGAACAAUGGCAGAGCUUGUGGAGCGUCACAAUGCCGGUGUCACUGAGAAUGUAUCGGACGAUGCAGAAGAUCCCACGCCAACUCCUCCAGCCACGUGUACCGAAACCAUCAAGGCAAAGACCAAAGAGCUCUAUGAGUCUCAAGCCACAGCUGUGGUACAAAUGGUUUCUUCCAUGGACUUGCUCAGUCAGUUUUCUUUAAAUACUGCUUUUCUCAUUGCUGCAGCUUCUGUGAUUGCCAAGUUCCUCUUUGCUUUCUUCUAUACUACUACUACGACAGCCCAAUGCACUCCUACCAAGACCAUUCUAGAUGGUGAUUGGUCAGCACAGACCUAUCAAGAUCUUUUCAAUACAGAGACACGCCAGUAUCUUUGCACCACACACUACCUGGACCAGUAUCAGUUUGCCGUUGGGAAUCAAAACGAACGUCAGAAAACUGAUCCUUUGUUUGGGUUUGAGGAGCCAUUUGUGGACUUGUCCACGUUUGAGUAUACAUGGGUAUGGACUGCAUUCAAAGGAGGGGUCUUGCGGAGCACUGCUUUUGAUAAUUGGGAACGUCUGGCCUUCAAACAGGGUGAUGAAACAUACUUUGUCUCGGACUGUGCCAGAGAAUGUGCCAAAAGGGACGCCCCCUAUGGUAUGUACGCCAUCAAUGGCCAAUAUCAAGAAGAAGAGUGUUUGUGUGGCUUUAGUACGUGGAAUGAUACAUGCCUUGCACACUACACUGGAGAUGCCGAGCACUGUGUUGUGUGGUAUGGGGACCUCUAUGAGUAUUUCCUCUGGAAUGAUACAAAAUUUAGUACGAACUUCCUUUUGUUCUCCAAGUAUGAUACUCCAGAACAGUUCCGAGAGUGUUCACAAGAAGAAGUAGAGACUCUGUGUCAGACGGAUAUUCUGGAAGAGGAACAGAGCAAGCCACCAAAGGUGCAGUGGGAUGGAUACAUUGAUGAUGAUGAUGCGUCCAUUCCUGAUGGCAUGUACUGGAAGCACUGCAGUUUGAAUGGCUUUAGUUGCUCCGAUUAUGGGCAUGACCAGUGCGAGCCAUAUGGACACGUUUGUGGUGAGACUGGUUACGAGGACGGUGGCUGGGAUGAGAGACAAUGCCAUGGCAUUGUCUCCGUAACCUACAUUACAUGCCCAGCUGUUCAUGUCAUCUUGGGGUCCAGUUUAGGAUAUCUCAGUUAUCUGGAGUUGGUGUUGGUGACGCUGUUGGCUUGCUUGGCUCUCUUUAUGCGUGGGGAGAACCCUGUGCACGUGUUCAAAGAAAACGCAAAGAUUCUUGCUUAUCAAGUCGCCAGGGAGCAGGUAAACAAGAAACUUGCGAAGUACCAAGGUGACAUCAACGAGACGUUGACCAAAACAGAAAAGGGGAAGAGAACAUCCGAAAAGGUGAACCUCAUAUAUGCUGCCACAUUGGAACAGGAAGGACUGCAAGGAACACUGGAACUUUCGGCGCCCGCACCUGCUCCAACCGAAGCACCUUCUUCCCCCGUUUCUCCAACCCCCAUUCUGCAGUCUGGUCAAGACACUGGCGGUGCUGAUGUCGCCGGGGCUGAUGAGGAUGUCAAAGAACUUGAUGAUGGUGGUAUCAAAGAAGUUGUGAUCGUUGAAAGCUUUGAUGAUGUAGCUCAUUGUUAGAAGUGCUCGGUUCGAUCGUCCCUGCGUGCCACAACUACAAAAGGCAAAUCGAUCACGCCCACCCCUUCCACAAAGGAAAAGAACGAUCCACUACAUGUGUGCAUGAAAUCGGCCAACUACAUAGCUUAGCUCAAACAACAAAAAAGGACAACUGUCCACAAAACCCAGAAACAGCCACAAAAAGAGAGCCGCAAACGCUGCCCUCAAAAACUCCACCAAAAAAUAUGUGUUGCAUUUUAUUAAAGGUCAAGUCGUCAUAGCCAAAUUCAUUCUAAAACUAAAUCCCUUGUAUAUGGCC
Messenger RNA from Seminavis robusta, 2207 nucleotides. NCBI's taxonomy places the organism in Eukaryota, Bacillariophyta, Bacillariophyceae, Naviculales, Naviculaceae. The record is from the annotation of a GenBank genome assembly.